This is a messenger RNA of Opisthocomus hoazin, 1810 nucleotides long. The record is from RefSeq and is a predicted model, not a curated record. NCBI's taxonomy places the organism in Eukaryota, Metazoa, Chordata, Aves, Opisthocomiformes, Opisthocomidae.
AUGGGGUCAUUUUCCUUGCUCUUCUGUGAGAGGUUAUUUUAUCAGUUCAUUGCUAAACCAUGUGCCUUAGGCCUUAAAGUCCAAGCCAACGGACCGCAGAAAGCUCAACCUAAUGCUAUCCUGGAAAAAGUUUUCACAGCUAUUACAAAGCAUCCAGAUGAGAAGAGGCUGGAGGGCCUCUCCAAGCAGCUGGACUGGGAUGUACGCAGCAUUCAACGCUGGUUUCGACAAAGACGCAACCAGGAAAAGCCCAGCACUCUUACGAAGUUCUGUGAGAGCAUGUGGAGAUUUACAUUUUACCUUUAUAUAUUUACCUAUGGAGUACGGUUCCUGAAAAAGACACCCUGGCUCUGGAAUACCAGACAGUGCUGGAAUGGGUAUCCAUAUCAGCCACUGAUGCCCGACCUUCAUUAUUACUACAUCGUUGAAUUGUCAUUCUACUGGUCCUUAAUGUUUUCUCAAUUCAUUGACAUCAAAAGAAAGGAUUUUGGCAUCAUGUUUACACAUCACAUUGUAACAGUCACCCUGAUAACCUUCUCAUAUGUAACCAAUUUGACACGAGUGGGAACCUUGACCUUAUGUCUCCAUGAUGCGGCUGAUGUUGUCCUAGAGGCUGCCAAAAUGGCAAACUAUUGCAAGUGUCAAAAACUGAGUGACCUUCUGUUCCUUUCAUUUGCCAUUGUCUUCAUUGUCAGUAGGCUUGGCAUAUAUCCCUUAUGGAUAUUAAACACAACAUUGUUUGAACUAUAUGAAUCUCUGGGCAAUUUUCCUGCCUUAUGGGUCUUCAACGUGCUGCUUGUGGUUCUUCAAAUUCUGCACUGUUUUUGGUCUUACCUAAUCAUAAAGGCAGCUUACAAAGCUAUUUCAAAGGGCAAGGUAGCAAAGGAUGACCGAAGCGACAUUGAGUCCAGCUCAGAUGAGGAAGAAACAGUACCUCGUUCAAAGACCCCACACAGCACUAUUACCACUAAUGGGACUGGUGGUGCCAAUGGGACAAACGGGUAUCUUACUGGUGGCACUUGCUCGGAGGAGCAUUAAGUCUUGAGUUCUGUCAUGAGACACGAACAAAAUGAACUGUUAGCUACUGGAAGUAAAUUAUAAGUUGUGAAUGCAGUUUCUUCGUAUAUCUCAGCAUCAGAAAAAAUUAGGAGUAUCAAAGCAUUCUGAUAGCGCACUGCCAUAUUUCCUGUUUGUGAAUGAAGACAACACACCAUUCUGUAUACGUAGGCAUGCUGUAUGUGUAUGUAACUGACACAAUGGGAGCAGUAUUUUCACUUGUACUGUCUUUGAAAUAUUAUUUAUUUUGUAUUCCUUUGGGAACUUCUGGACAAAAGGGAAUAUCCAUUCUCAAAGUUAUCUCUUGGGAUUCUCAGUGGUGGAGACCAUCAUGCUCAGAUCUCUUCUGUCCAUCCUUGUUGCUUUUGCUCAAUCUGCUAUAAGUAAUAGUUGCUCAAUUUGUUACUUACAGUAAGAUAGAACAUAUCUUUAUAGAUGCUAGAUCUGCUUCAGAUAUUUUUGCUGUCUUUGUGUUUUAAAGUGCUGGUUUUGAAAUUGCCUAUCAAAUCACAGUGGCCGUUCCUCCAACAUAAAGUUUUAAAACACUGGAUUGAUAUUUUAAAUAGUAGGUAAUGUGGUCAAUUAGCAAUUCAGGGGGGAAAAAAUGUGGUAAUUGUGGGAUAUUAUUUUAGCAUAAUUUAAAAUUCGGUUUGGUGGUUAAUUGCAUUAGAAGUAGACUUGAUUAGUUGUGCAAAUACCCAGAAGCAUUGAUGUCAACAGUUAGGAUAAACUCAUUCUCACUUUUUUUUUUGCC